UGACUUCAAAAAGAAGAAGACAAAAACAUUGUUUUUUUUUUUUUCUCGACUAUAUUUGUGGCAAAACCAAUAAGAAAUCCUAAGGAAUCCUACACAAAAUGAGUGAAAAAAGGAAAAAUAAGAAAUCGAAAGAAGAAAUAGCCAAGGAAUUUGAUUUGCCGGAGCGCAAGUCGAAAAUUGCCACCAUCAUGAAGCAAGAUGGCCAGGCGUACUGUAUUUGCCGUACCUCGGACUGUUCCAGAUUUAUGAUUGGUUGUGAUGGCUGCGAGGAAUGGUAUCAUGGUGAUUGCAUCAAUAUUACCGAAAAGGAGGCAAAACAUAUUAAACAUUAUUAUUGUCAAAAGUGUAAGGAAGAUGAUCCCACUUUGCAAACGGUAUUUCGUGUAGUGCCCGUGGAGAAAACAGCUAAUCCUAUGGGUGCUGUUAUGCCUAUAGAAGCGGAAAAGCGCAAAAAGUCCAAAGAUCUUAGCGCCAAUGUUGUCGCUGAAGUGCCCGUUAAAAUAAGCACUAAAGUUAACCGUUGUGGUACUUGUGAGGGCUGUCGCACACCCAAUUGUAAUAACUGUGAGGCCUGUCGAAUACGUGUGGGUCAUAAGCCGCGCUGUGAAAGACGUGUUUGUUUGGUGCAACUUCAGGCUCAGAUGUCGGCACAAAUAGCCCCUCAAGUCGUGCCACAACAGCAGCCGCCAGCUGCUCAACCUACAAGACCCACUAAGAAAAAGGAAAAACCCGUGAAAGAUCGUCAACGCAAAAGGAAAAGAUCCUUGACUCCUGAACCUUUUAUCAAUCCCGAACUAGAAGGCUUACGCCAAUGUUAUGGUCCCGGCUGUAGAAACAAUUCUCGUCCCCAAUCCAAGUACUGUAGUGAUGAGUGUGGUCUGCGCUUGGCGACUGCACGUAUAUUUCAGGUUCUGCCACAACGAGUACAAGAAUGGAAUCUUACACGUUGUCGUGCGGAGGAGGAAAAUAAAAAACAACUAGACCAAAUAAGAUCAAAACAGGCUAUGGUACGUUUUGCUUUAGCUGAACUAGAUAAAAGGCAUCAGGAACUUGAUAUGAUUGUGGAAAGAGCCAAACACUCUUCUUUAGAUCCCAACUUCCAAGAACACAAUGAUAUAGAAGAUGAACAGUCUAUGUAUUGUAUUACCUGUGGUCAUGAGAUUCACUCACGUACCGCCAUUAAGCAUAUGGAAAAGUGCUUCAACAAAUAUGAAUCACAAGCUUCAUUUGGCAGUAUUUUCAAGACUCGCAUUGAAGGACAAUCCAUGUUUUGUGAUUUCUAUAAUCCAGCCAGUAAGACAUACUGUAAACGUUUGAAGGUACUGUGUCCUGAACACUGUAAAGAUCCCAAAGUUAGUGACACUGAUGUUUGUGGCUGUCCUUUGGUCUCUGACGUUUUUACGCCUACCGGGGAGUUUUGUCGGGCUCCCAAAAAAAGUUGUUAUAAACAUUAUGUUUGGGAAAAGAUACGUAGAGCUGAAAUUGAUUUAGAGCGUGUUCGACAAUGGUUAAAAAUGGAUGAGCUUUUGGAGCAGGAGAGGCAAAUAAGGCAUCAAAUGGCUUCCAGAGCUGGGGUAUUGGGUUUAAUGUUACAUUCCACUUAUAAUCAUGAGGUAAUGGAAGAAUUAUGCCGCCAACAGCAGCAGCAAUUGGCUGCAGCUCAACAACAGAAGCAGUUAAUGUAGAAAAGGUUUUGUCUUAAAAAACAUUAACAUUUGUGUAAAAGUGUUAAGUAAAUAUAAUAAAAUUUUUAAUAAAUGCCCAUAAAAUGAAUUAAGAAAAAUAUUUAUA
Messenger RNA from Lucilia sericata (common green bottle fly), 1791 nucleotides. Its product is annotated as CXXC-type zinc finger protein 1-like. Gene Ontology annotation, biological process: positive regulation of DNA-templated transcription. Gene Ontology annotation, cellular component: Set1C/COMPASS complex. Lineage: Eukaryota; Metazoa; Arthropoda; Insecta; Diptera; Calliphoridae. The transcript is spliced from 3 exons. The coding region runs from base 99 to 1685 and encodes 528 amino acids. The record is from RefSeq and is a predicted model, not a curated record. Gene Ontology annotation, molecular function: zinc ion binding; DNA binding.